CCUCCCCCACCCAAGGUCCGCGCGCUCCGCUGCGGGGUGCAGACCCCAGGAGCCCUCCCGGGGUUGGGGCGCAAGAGCGGAGGCGGGGCCAGGGCGGAGCCGGCACACAGCCCACUACCCACCCACCGAAAGCGAAAGCAGAGGAGGCCAGGAAGGAAAGGCGGAGCUGGCCCGGAGCCCCGCCCCCUGCCUUGCGCGCUGCCAGACCGCCGGGCGCGCCCAAGUACGGGGGGCGCCGAGCGCGCAGUGCGGACCCUCGCGGGUACCUGCGCGGCCGCCACCAUGUCUCAAGAAGGUGUGGAGCUGGAGAAGAGUGUCAGGCGCCUCCGGGAGAAGUUUCAUGGGAAGGUCUCCUCCAGGAAGGCGGGGACUCUGAUGAGGAAAUUUGGCAGCGACCACACUGGAGUGGGCCGCUCCAUCGUGUAUGGGGUAAAGCAGAAAGACGGACAGGACCUGAGUAAUGACCUGGAUGCCCAGGACCCACCAGAGGACAUGAAGCAGGACCAGGACAUCCAGGCAGUGGCAACCUCCCUCCUCCCGCUGACGGAAGCCAACCUGCGCAUGUUCCAACGUGCCCAGGAAGACCUCAUCCCUGCCGUGGACCGGCAGUUCGCCUGCUCCUCCUGUGACCAUGUCUGGUGGCGCCGGGUGCCUCAGCGGAAGGAGGUGUCCCGGUGUAGGAAAUGCCGGAAGCGCUAUGAGCCAGUGCCAUGUGACAAGAUGUGGGGCGUGGCUGAGUUCCACUGUCCAAAGUGCCGGCACAACUUUCGGGGCUGGGCACAGAUGGGGUCCCCAUCCCCUUGCUAUGGAUGUGGCUUUCCGGUGUAUCCGACACGGAUCCUCCCUCCGCGCUGGGACCGGGACACAGGGCACCGCAGCACCCACACCCACUCCUGCUCAGCUGCUGACUGCUACAACCGGCGAGAGCCCCACGUGCCUGGGACAUCCUGUGCACACCCCAAGAGCCGGAAGCAAAACCACCUGCCCAAAGUCCUGCACCCCAGCAACCCCCACAUCAGCAGUGGCUCCACUGUGGCCACCUGCCUGAGCCAGGGGGGCCUCCUAGAACACCUGGACAACCUCAUCCUGGAGGACCUGAAGGAAGAAGAGGAGGAGGAGGAGGAGGAGGAGGAGGGCGGGCACGGGGAGUGACCCCUGCCAGGUGCAGAUGCGAACCAGACACAGUGUGUGGAUAUUUUGUGUUGUUAUAAAAUAUGAGCUCAAACUGAGAUCUAAGUGCCCUUGGGGAGCCACCUGGGUCGGAGAUGCUGGCAGGGGGAUUCCUGGGUCCUGUUUUCAGGGUCCUGGGGGGCAGAUCCACAGUGGGAAGGUCUGUGGGACAUGGCUCACACUGAACCACGAGAUGUGGCCAGGACAACUUGGGCUCCUGGUGACAAACAUCCCCUGGAACGUGGGGGACAGAUGGACAGAUGAUCACAAACUCAGGGGCCGGAUCAGCAUGGCAGCCUUCUUGAGAGAGUAAGCCCCUCCACGAAACUCAGCCCAAUAGACGCCAUCCUGGUAGCGGUUACGGUA
Messenger RNA from Artibeus jamaicensis (Jamaican fruit-eating bat), 1536 nucleotides. It is a transcript of the gene SHFL, whose product is annotated as shiftless antiviral inhibitor of ribosomal frameshifting. The transcript is spliced from 8 exons. Gene Ontology annotation, biological process: viral translational frameshifting; innate immune response. Lineage: Eukaryota; Metazoa; Chordata; Mammalia; Chiroptera; Phyllostomidae. The coding region runs from base 283 to 1152 and encodes 289 amino acids. The record is from RefSeq and is a predicted model, not a curated record. Gene Ontology annotation, molecular function: sequence-specific mRNA binding; ribosome binding.